Gryllus bimaculatus (two-spotted cricket) is the source of this 1221-nucleotide messenger RNA. NCBI's taxonomy places the organism in Eukaryota, Metazoa, Arthropoda, Insecta, Orthoptera, Gryllidae. The record is from the annotation of a GenBank genome assembly.
AUGGUGACGGCGGCCUGCGUCAGCUCCCCGUGCAGCGUGCGCCACACGAACUCGUCCUCCGCCGCCGCCGUCGCCUGCAGCUGCUCGGAGAGCGCGCUGCGCACGGCCGAGCGCGGCGAAGCGGCUGCGGCGGCUGCGUCCAGCUGGGCGUCCAGCGAGCCGCCGGCGGCCGGGCCCGGGCCCGACGGCUGGCUCACCGCCACGAGCGGCGGUCGCUCCGCCGCCGCGUCGUCCUCGUCCACCGACUGGUUCUCGGGCCGCUGCACCUCCGUCUCGGGCGUGUCGGCGCGCGCGUCGUCGUCCAGUGAGACGGAGCCCGCGCCGGCCAGCGACGGCUGGCUGUCGGGCAGCGACGGCGCCGUGGUGGAGCCCGCGCUGCUGCUGCGACGCAGAUCGUGUUCUGUGGGUCCGUCCUCAGGAGAAACAUCCUCCGCGGACCCGUUUUCUCCAUCAGGAGUCUGUUCGUUUACAGUGUUAGGACCAGAGUUUGUACCAUCCUGUUGGUUGGGAUCAUUAGUGACUGUGUCUUCAUCUGCUGCAACUAUUCCAACGACAUCGUUUGAAGCACUAUCACUUUCUUUAGUAUCUGCCACGAAGCCAACUGUUUCAUCAGAUGUAGGUGCUCCAGGAUCUUCAGCAGUAGGGAUAUCCAUAACAGGAGUACCUUCCUCGGGAGCUUCAUCGGCGGGAGAUUCAUCGAUGGCGGAUUCUUCAACUGCAGCAUCUUCAAGGGGCGCUUCUGCAACGAACUCUUCUGCAGUAACUUCAUACACUGAAGUUUCUUCUACGGGAGCUUCAUACACGGGAGCUUCAUCCACGGGAGCAUCUUCCAAGGGAGCUUCUUCCACGGGAGCAUCUUCCACGGUAGCUUCUUCCACGGUAGCUUCUUCCACGGUAGCUUCUUCCACGGGAGCUUCUUCCACGGGAGCUUCUUCCACGGGAGCUUCUUCCGUGGUGGGAGCUUCUUGUGUGGGAGCUCCUUCAGUAGGUACUUCUUCCCCGGGAGUUUCUUCCAUUGAAGCAUCAGACGAUGUUUCUACCGCAGGAGCAUUUUCUAUGGGAGCUUCAUCCGUGGGAGGUUCUUCCGUGGGAGAUUCUUCAGUGGGAACUCCUUCCAUGGGAUUUCUUUCCAUGGGAUCUUCUUCCGCGGGAGUUUCUUCUGCUGGAGUGGGAACAUCUGCAUUAGUUUCUUGCAAGAGAGCUUCUCCGGCGGGUGCUUGA